GGAAAAAUUGUUACUAUGGGAUGGAGUUAUAGUGAAGAACUUAUUUGUAUACUUGAUGCUGGUAUCGCUUUAGUUUUUGAUUUAUUUGGUACACAAAUUGACUCUAUCCAUCUUGGACAGGAAGCGAAAGAAAUGAAAAUUGUGGAUGCUAAACUAUUUCUGCAUGAUAACGUAGCCGGCAUAGUCGUACUAACGACAAACUAUAGAUUUUAUACUAUAAGCAAUAUUCAAAACAAAGCUUGUAGACGGUGUCAAGAUCCUCCUGGAUUGGACUUUACACCUAGUAGUUGGGUCGUCUUAUGUAUAGAUCGCUCAACAAAAAUUGUUAUUGCCAUUAAUACCGAUCUAUAUUUAAGCGGUGUAGCAGAUAUUGUUAAACUGCAACUGCAAGGUAUUACCGGACAAAUCAAUUAUAAUUCUAUUACAUUGAUGGCCACUUCGACAUCAUAUAAGUAUAUCUCUUUAAUUACCGAUACUGGCCACUUAUGGAUCGGAUCUACUGAUUUUAGAAAUUGUUAUGGUAUAUUCGAUACUAAUACUCAAACGGUGCCGCUAGAUAUGAUAUGGUGUGGUGCCGGCGCUGUUGUCUUAAAUUGGGGGGAUGAACUGCAGAUUGUUGGGCCUCAUCCCUUAACUGUUCAAACUUUACCAUUAAUUGGCUCAGCCUGUUUAACGGCUGAUAUCGAUGGUGUUAGAAUUGUGACGACGGAUACGCAUGAACUUUUACAUGAAGUGCCAUUGGAAACCGAAGAAGUAUUCAAAGUUGGUUCUGCAGCGUCAGGCGCAAUGUUGCUAGAUGCCAUGAAGGAAUAUGAGAAAGGAAGUUCCAAAGCUGAUGAAUAUGUUAGAAUUAUAAAGACUAACGGUACACUCGGUGAUGCAAUAGAACAGUGUAUCAAGGUUGCUGGAUUGGAAUAUGAUCCGCUGACUCAAAGAAUGCUUCUAAAGGCCGCGUCAUUUGGGAAAAGUUUUAUGGAUCAAUACUCUCCUCAAAGUUUUGUUAAUAUGUCCCAAAUAUUGCGGAUCCUAAAUAAUAUAAGACACUACAAAAUUGGAAUACCAAUUACUCUCAAACAAUUUGAGUAUUUAACUCUUCCUGUCUUGAUUGACAGGCUGAUACUACGAGAGCAUUAUGCAUUAGCAUUGCAUAUCUGUGAUUACCUUCGUAUACCAGGAGAUGAAGGGAAAUGUCGGAUAUUGUCGCAUUGGGCAUGCAAAAAAGUAAAGCAAAAGAACACUGACGAUAAAGAUAUCGCUAAAGCUAUCGCAAAUAAAUUGAACGACGUCACUGGAAUUUCGUAUGCAACUAUUGCUGCUGAAGCGAAAUCAGUAGGGAGAUAUGAAUUAGCUAUUAAGCUAUUAGAUUUCGAACCCAGAGCUAACGAACAGGUUCCGUUAUUAAUGAAAAUGAAGAAAGAAGAUAUAGCCUUAAAUAAAGCCAUUGAAAGUGGUGACUCAGACCUCAUCUAUAUGGCUAUUUUUCAUCUGAAGGGUACUCUACAACUAGGGGAAUUUUUUAGAACAAUCCAUAAAAUGCCUGUAGCGCUAAAAUUGUUCGAAAAGUACUGCCGAGAGAUAAAUGAUCACAGGUUAUUAAUGGACGUUGCCAAACAAUUUGAUGACUUUCAGAAAGCAGGAAUCUAUGUUGCCCAAAGUAGUUAUAAGACAAAUAAUGCUGAAGAUAGAAUUGAUAAAUUAAAUGAAGCAGCACGUGCGUUUAGCGCAGCGGAUAGGCCAAUAUGUAAGAGAUCUACCGAAGAUCAAAUUAACUUGUUGCGACUUCAGUCGGUAAUGGAAACUGAUCUUGGUCAACCGUUUGUCGAAAUGUCUCUGAAUGAAACUGCAUAUCAGCUUAUCUUUUUGGGUCGACUAAAGUUGGCAGAUAAAUUAAAGAAAGAUUUUAAAAUUCCCGAUCGGAGAUAUUGGUGGAUUAAAAUUCGAGCCCUUGCGCAAUCACGAAGCUGGGACGAGCUUGAAAGAUUUUCUAAAAGUAAAAAGUCUCCUAUUGGUUAUGAGCCGUUCGUUGAUGCCUGCAUAAAUAGCCAUAAAAAUGCAACGGAAGCAUGCAAAUAUAUAGAACGUGUUCCACUCAGUAAACAAGCGAAAUGUUACAUCAAGAUCGGGUUAGUUUACGAAAGAAUCUCAGUUUACAUCCACUCUCAAUAA
This is a messenger RNA of Trichoplax adhaerens, 2166 nucleotides long. RefSeq lists its product as uncharacterized. Gene Ontology annotation, biological process: vacuole fusion, non-autophagic; endosomal transport; intracellular protein transport. Lineage: Eukaryota; Metazoa; Placozoa; Uniplacotomia; Trichoplacea; Trichoplacidae. Gene Ontology annotation, molecular function: actin binding. The transcript is spliced from 20 exons. Gene Ontology annotation, cellular component: lysosomal membrane; endosome; cytoplasm. The record is from RefSeq and is a predicted model, not a curated record. The annotation marks the transcript as partial.